AUGGGCCUUUGCACCCUCCCCUCACUCACCGCCAGCAACAGCAUUAAACAACGUCACACUGUAGAGAUGGCUGAAUUGACUGAGGCAGAAAAGCGCAGGCUGCUUAGGGAAAGGAGACAACAGAAGUUUAGCAAUGGAGGUGCCAGUUCCAGACUGAAUAAAAUCACCGGGCAGGCAAGCAGUCAUUUGAACGCAGAAUCUCCCUUGGAUGCUCCCAGCAUUCCAACGGGUACCCCGGUGGAGAGUUCUGGUGUGGCUACUCCAGCCAGCAAAAACGACAGCAGCGCGGCUCCUCAAUUUGACUUACUAAAGCAAUUAGCUGCCAUGCAGGGCCAAGGUCCGGGCUCAGGCUCAGGCUCCCCACCGGACUCUUCCACUCCUGAUUUGUUUUCCUUACUGAGCUCCAUGAAUACUGGUAUGCCGGGCGCAGAGGGCACACCAUCACUUGGUCAGGCGUCUCCUAUGGCUCCCAUCAAUCAAGCUGCCUUAGACUACCACGAUUACUUGCUCAAUAAACUGAAGGCAUGGACCAUUUUGGUGAAAUGGGUCUUCUUUUUAUUGCCCUAUCUGUUUCUACUUACAAGACCAAAUGCUGCGGUGUGGUCUGCUUUCGCAUUCGCUCAAUCGGCUUGGUUUGCGCCUUUGAGAAACCCAUCUAACUUCACCACUGUUUUCGCUACAUUUGAGUUUCUUUCUAUAUCCAUUUACUACCAACUGUUGAAAAAUGUGGAGCAUAAGAGUAAGAUUAGAAAUUUGCAAGAUACAAACAAACUGGUCAAGCUAGUUUCGCUUGUGCCCGAGGGGAUGAUUCCUAUCCCCAACCUGAAGGGCAAAAUAGUCACGGCUUUGCAAUAUUGGGAUCUGCUGUCCAUGCUCAUCACUGACAUUUCAUUCGUAUUGAUCAUGCUAGGCUUGUUGACGUACUUAUAG
Saccharomyces eubayanus is the source of this 930-nucleotide messenger RNA. It is a transcript of the gene GET2, whose product is annotated as GET complex subunit GET2. Bases 1 to 930 code for a protein of 309 amino acids. Gene Ontology annotation, biological process: retrograde vesicle-mediated transport, Golgi to endoplasmic reticulum; protein insertion into ER membrane. NCBI's taxonomy places the organism in Eukaryota, Fungi, Ascomycota, Saccharomycetes, Saccharomycetales, Saccharomycetaceae. The transcript has a single exon. Gene Ontology annotation, cellular component: GET complex. The record is from RefSeq and is a predicted model, not a curated record.